Molecule: messenger RNA, 2394 nt
Organism: Fusarium odoratissimum NRRL 54006
Lineage: Eukaryota; Fungi; Ascomycota; Sordariomycetes; Hypocreales; Nectriaceae
Product: peptidyl-prolyl cis-trans isomerase D
Exons: 2
Coding region: 714-1832 (372 amino acids)
Biological process (GO): protein peptidyl-prolyl isomerization; protein folding
Cellular component (GO): intracellular membrane-bounded organelle
Molecular function (GO): protein binding; peptidyl-prolyl cis-trans isomerase activity
Source: RefSeq, a predicted model, not a curated record
GCAGGGCGAGGUUGAGCCUCGCUGCAGGAGAGUGUCUAUUUGGGCUUCAAAGUUCUCGGCUGAACCUGUCUCGUUUCAGUUGAUGAUAUUUGUUGUUUUUAUUUGUAUCAGCUGAUUGUUUAUGUUAUCUUGUUUGCUUCAUCUUAUCUCUUUUGCUCAUCACCGGUGUAGGAAAAAGAAAAGACACCCCGCAUACGCAAUUGUCUUCUUGGUUAUGAUAUUCACAUCCCGUCCGUCCAUGCUUGGCUUAGUCCGAGGGAUAUCGGAGCUGUACCUUGUUUGCGAGUGAUUGUGGUUCAUUAGAUAUGACCUGAUUGAGUCAAUUGCAUCAACGGUAGAUAGCCUACCUACAGUUCAGUAGCCUUUUGUGUAGAUAUAUAGUGAUAUUCCCGGUAAUGAGGAAUUGGAUUCUCAGCCGUCAAUUAAAUGCAUGCUGGGCUACCCACUUAUAAGCGGCACGAUCUUCGGGCUCACUUGCAUCGCGACUUUUCCUCAAUUGGCAGGGUAGCUCCCCUCUUCUGUUACCUUCUGUUUGCUUCUGCUCCUCCAUAGCAACUGAACACCUAAAUAAACCCCCACGCUGUGAUCCCGUCUUACUCCCCAAUCCUCUCAAGCAAUAAACUAAACCUUACAUCUCUUCUCUCUUCCGGCGCCUUGAUUUAAUUCCAUUUCCUUCCUCUCCUCACCCAAUUCCUCCUCACAAACUAUCGCAAAUGGCUACCGAAGGCGACUCCCCCGCGCGACCCCGCGUCUUCUUCGAUAUCUCGCUCGGCGGCAAGCCCGUUGGCCGUAUCACCAUGGAACUCUAUGCCGACCUUGUCCCCAAGACCGCUGAGAACUUCCGUGCUCUCUGCACCGGCGAGAAGGGCAUCGGCAAGUCGGGAAAGCCCCUGCACUACAAGGGCUCCAUCUUCCAUCGCGUCAUCAAGCAGUUCAUGAUCCAAGGUGGUGACUUUACUGCUGGUGAUGGCACCGGCGGAGAGUCCAUCUAUGGCAACAAGUUUGACGAUGAAGCUUUCCCCAUAAAGCAUGAGAAGCCUUUCCUUCUGUCCAUGGCCAAUGCUGGUCCCAACACCAACGGCUCCCAGUUCUUCAUAACCACCGUUCCUACCCCUCACCUCGACGGCAAGCAUGUCGUCUUCGGCGAGGUACUUAACGGCAAGUCCGUCGUUCGACAAAUCGAGAACCUUACUACCCAGUCCGGCGACCGUCCCGCAAAGGAGGCUCUCAUUGCCGACUGCGGCGAGCUCAAGGGUGACGCCGCCGUCGCUGCUGACGUGAAGCAGCCCGACGCCCUCGGCGACCCAUACGAGGACUUCCCCGAAGACUGCACAGACACUCUCGAUGCCGUCGCCAUCGUCAAGAUCGCCACGGCCUGCAAGGAGUACGGCAACACUGCCUUCAAGUCAGGCAACUAUUCCCUCGGUCUCGACAAGUACCAGAAGGGUCUGCGCUACAUUAACGAGGACCCUGAUCUUGAGAACCAACCCCAGUCGAUCAAGGACGACCUCCAGGCUCUGCGCUUCUCCCUCAACAACAACUCGGCGCUCCUGAACAUCAAGCUGGAGGCCUGGGAUGACGCUGCUCGCUCCGCUUCUGCUGCCCUUGACGUCCAAGGCGUUAAGGACGCCGACCGUGCAAAGGCUUUCUACCGCCGUGGUCUUGCCAACAUCCGCCUCAAGGACGAGGAGGCUGCUCUGCGUGACUUGAGUGAGGCUAACACCCUUGCGCCCAACGAUAGCGCCAUCACCCGAGAGCUCAACACCGUCCGAACCAAGGCUGCUGCUCGCGCCGCCAAGGAGAAGGCUGCCUACAAGAAGUUCUUCGCCUAAGCGGCUGCAGAGAAGGCAUACCGCAAAAUAGAGAGCGUCAUUUUACUCAUUGCGAGCGGGAUAGAACGCCAGUUGUGUUUGAAAAUUAUAGCAAUGUUUCAUAUGGAAUGAGGGCGGAGGACAUGAUCAAACUUUCUGUAACAUAACCCAUGCGAGGAAAAAGCGGGUUACUUAGGAGUCGGCGCUGAAUGAGAUACCAUCGAAUUGCAAAUAUUGCAAUACUCUAUAAGGAGAUGACGCAUUAUAAAUAUCAGCUUCGUGAUCAACUAUGCCACUUUCUAGUUGCUAUAGUCAUGCUUCGUAAGUCAGGCAAGGCGUCCACGCAUAACUUGGCUUUAGUAAAGAGGGGAUGAUUCUAAUUGUGAUUUGAGUUCAUGGGGGAAAAUCGACAUAUCAUAUAUGUCUUCUUUUCCCCCAGAGUUUAUAUGUCUAUCAGUCAUGCCGAGCAUGAAGGUAACUUGGACUCAAAGUCUUUUAACUUUACGCUAAAAAAACAGAAAUAAAAAUAAAUAAAUUAAGAAAUCCAGAUAUACAUAAUACAACAAAUGAAACGAGAUGAACC